GGGAAGUCCACAUUUGUCGAUAUUCUCAAACAAGCUGAUGAGGAAUGGGAGGUUGUUCCUGAGCCUGUAGCUAGAUGGUGCAACGUUCAGCAAAACUCUGAAGAGGAUUGUGAGGAGCUGACCACGUCGCAGAAGAGUGGCGGAAAUGUGCUUCGGAUGAUGUAUGAGAAACCAGAGAGGUGGUCCUUCACUUUCCAGACAUAUGCGUGUCUCAGCAGGAUCCGAGCUCAGCUCCGAUCCCUGGAUGGCAAACUCAGAGAGGCGGAGAAUCCUGUGGUCUUCUUUGAGCGGUCGGUCUACAGUGACAGAUACAUCUUUGCAGCUAAUUUAUAUGAGUCUGAUUGCAUGAAUGAAACUGAAUGGACUAUUUACCAAGACUGGCAUGACUGGAUGAAUAAGCAGUUUGGUCAAAGCCUGGAGCUGGAUGGCAUCAUUUAUCUCAGAGCCACUCCUGAGAAAUGCUUAAAUAGGAUUUACUUGCGUGGAAGAGAUGAAGAACAAGAAAUUCCCAUUGAAUAUCUGGAGAAACUUCACUACAAACAUGAAAGUUGGCUUCAGCAUAGGACACUGCGAACGGAUUUUGAAUAUCUACAGGAAAUACCUAUUUUAACAUUAGAUGUUAAUGAAGACUUCAAAGGCAAGAAGGACAGAUAUGAUCACAUGACUGAAAAGGUCAAAGAAUUUUUGAGCACGUUAUAAUCCUCUUUGAAGCACAGGCAGAGUCAAACUGUUCCAAACAUCUGUGUGAUCAAAGUCUGAAGUACAGCUUCUGCUUUUAUAGAAGGCCUCUGGAGAGGCAGGACUCAAUCCUGUUGGUUUAAUUGUGAGGAACAAACAAAAUUUGUGGAUAGGGAAAUUAUUAAAUAAAUCAGUAGGUCUGAUCAGUAUUAUAUCAAGUAACACACACCAAUUCUGAAGAUAUUAGAAUUCUGAGAGUUCCCAAAUUUUGUGCCUGUUUUUAAUCAGACCAGUAAGUUAUUCUGGAGUAUUUUAUUGGAUUUUGGGGUUUUUUUUGGUUUUUAAAGUUUAUUUU
Messenger RNA from Antrostomus carolinensis (chuck-will's-widow), 1033 nucleotides. RefSeq names its product deoxycytidine kinase. Gene Ontology annotation, biological process: nucleobase-containing compound metabolic process. Gene Ontology annotation, cellular component: mitochondrion; cytoplasm. Gene Ontology annotation, molecular function: ATP binding; deoxycytidine kinase activity. Lineage: Eukaryota; Metazoa; Chordata; Aves; Caprimulgiformes; Caprimulgidae. The record is from RefSeq and is a predicted model, not a curated record. Bases 157 to 699 code for a protein of 180 amino acids. The transcript is spliced from 6 exons.